AUGAAGGAGGCCAAGGGGCAGAUGGCCUACGACUCGUUCGAGAUCGCGGCGAGGACCUUGCUCUUCCGGCCGACAUUCACCGUGCUAGCGCCGGAGGACGCGGCUUUGGUGUCGUCGGUGCACGCCCUGGUGGGCCCCGUGCUUUCCCUCCUGGAGGGGUGCGAGAACGCCAGGUCGGUGGGUAAGGCUAACGAGGCCCUCACGAGGAUCGGGAUGGGCCUGGCGGCUAACCCCAGCGCGACGAGGUCGGAGAUGCUCCUCUACGUUCCCGCGACCGUGGCGCCGUUCCUUCUCCCUCAGACAUCGGAGGAGGAGGACGAUGACGAGAUGGAAGAGGGAGACAGCGAAGACAGCAGCGACAGCGACUGUGGUGCGGGGGGGUCGACAGCCGCGAGAAAGAAGGCCAAAGGGAGCUCCGCUGGCGGCGGGGCUUCAUCCUCCGCCCGGCAGGCAUGUGGCGGGGUCUCCUACGAGCACGCCGAGGGGCGCCUCGCGGCCCUCAACCUGUGCUCCCAGCUCCUCCGACGGCUCCCGGAGCCCAACCUCGACCAGCUCUCCAGCGUCUUCUGCCUCGGCGGCGGCGGGGGCGGCGGGGGCGGAGGUGGCGGCGAUGAAGGUGAUGGGCUGUUCGAUCGGCUACUGGAGGCGUUGCUGUACCAGGAUGCCUGGGUGCGCCUCGCGGCCGCCCGCGUUUGGGGAUCGUUCUUCUCGAAGAGGGAUCCAGAGCCCCUGACCGUAACCGCCGGCGGCAGCGGCGGUGGCAAUGGCGGUGGCGGUGGCCAACGAAAUGCCGGGGCCAGCGGCGGGGUGAUGUUGCCGGCGAGCGAGCCGGGGGAGACGACGGGGGACAGGACUUCCUUCCAAGGAGGCGUGUCCUGUUCCGCCUGUGCCAGAACCUGUGCUCUCAGCUCAACAGGUCGCAGGUGGACCCGAAAGAACCUGGUGUUUAUUGGCCGUGCGAUGCACCUCAACCCGGAGCUAUGCUUCGCUGAGGACGCCGUCGAAGAAGAAGAAGACGCCUCUGGGACCGAAAGCCUGGCGAUGGACGACGCAAGCGACAGCGAGGGGGUUGACGAUGACGGCGGAGAAGCCGCCGCCGCCGCCGCUGAUUCUGCCGAUUAUUCUCUCGCUGGCGGCGGUAGGGUUACCACGUCCGGUGCCGCAGACCCGUUGAGAUGGGUGUUCAAGCGCAUGUCCCAAAUGGUGGUGCCCAAAGGAGAGGCACGGAGGCGAGCGGUGUUCAGCUGGUUCCUGGCGAUGAUGACCGUCCACGAGCCCGCCGUUUCCGUGGCCCACCUGAAGCUCAUGCUUCUACCUGAAGCUCAUGCUUCUGCCGCUGCGGAGAGCGGUGUUAGACGCCGAGGCGGGCGGGGUGGAGCACAAGGCUAGGGGGUCUCAUGCCGGCGGUAGCGGUGGCGGGGGAGGGGGCACAGCUACUGAGAAGGAGCAAACUGCUGCGGAGCUAGCGACGGAGGUGAGUGGAGAAAGAAGGUUGGCAAAGGUUGGCAGCGGCCGCUUCCUAGAGGCCUUGACGGGAGUCAACAUGGAGAUCUCUCGGAAGCGGGUGGAGCGAAAGCGGCAGCGUGCGGUGGAGAAGGCCACGGAUCCGGUUGCGGCGGCAGAGCGGCGAAGGGAUCGCACAGAAGCCGGGAAGAUCCAGAAGCGAAGAAAUCUGGAAGAGUCGGCCAAGCUCCGAGGAGGGACCAAGCGCAUGCGAAUGGGGGGCAUAGGCAUACCCGGCCCUGGCGCCUCAAGGAACGGAGGGGGGCGCGGUGGACGAGAUAGCAGUAAUAGGGGUGGGGCGAGGUGGUGGUCGGCGUGUUGGUGGGAGAGGGGACGGGAGGGGAAGAGGAGGAGGUGGUGGUAGGGGCGGCGGCGGCGGACGUGGUCGACGAUAUGCGACAUGGUUGUCGUCGUUUAGCUAGCGCGUUGUAGCGAGGGAGCCAGUGAUGAGGAUUGGGUUGUCAAGGAAUGAGAAGGCAACUAGGAAAGAAUGGGAGAAUCAAUGGCGCACCGAUGCGGAUUCGGAUUCAAUGCUUUCGACGUGUGAUUCGCGAAGGUGCGGUGAGUCCCAAGCUGCAGUCACGCUACGGAAGUCAACCAACAGGGCAGGCCCUCUCACAGCUGUUCAGGAUUUGGGUCCAACCUAACCUCUAAUUACGCGAGCAUACCACAGGGUCUGCCCGCGUCGAGUUAGUCAACGAUGCACAGGUCAAAGGUCGUUGUUAGUAAACUUGAUC
Molecule: messenger RNA, 2240 nt
Organism: Ectocarpus sp. CCAP 1310/34
Lineage: Eukaryota; Phaeophyceae; Ectocarpales; Ectocarpaceae
Source: the annotation of a GenBank genome assembly